Molecule: messenger RNA, 2224 nt
Organism: Paramecium primaurelia
Lineage: Eukaryota; Ciliophora; Oligohymenophorea; Peniculida; Parameciidae
Source: the annotation of a GenBank genome assembly
AUGAAAAGACAUACUGUAGGCAAACGAUUUCGUAAAAUUAAAGGAUUACGUAAAUCUGAUCCUAAUGCAAUUAUUCCUGAACCUCCAAAACAAUUAUAAGAUUAUAUUGAAAUCUUAACUUCUAAAGGUGUAUACAUUAACAAAGUUAAGUAUGCAAUCUUUUAAACUAAAAAUGGUUUAAAAUAUCCAGGUCUUAUAGGUAUUUAAAUUAUAUUAUAAUAUAGCAUCUGAGAAGAUCUUAUCAAAUGAAACAUUAGUCUAAGUACCUAGAGAUUUAUUAUUAACAACAAGACAUGCAUUUGAAUCACCUUUGAAAUAAAUGUUUUUAGAUCAUCCACAAUUCUUUAGCAAUUAAUUUUAAUCUUCAUGGGAAGAUCAUUAAUUAAUGGCAUUUAUAUUAUAUGAAUAUUAAAGAGGACCUGAAUCAGAAUGGCAUCUAUUAAUCUCUAAUUUACCUAGAGAUAUUGAUUAUCUUGUUUUUUGGAGUUAAGAAGAAUAAGAUUUAUUAGAUGAUGAAUAAUUAAUAAAAUUGGCUAGAAAAUAAUAUUAAGAAUUUUUACUUGAAUAUGAAACUCUCAAAUUUAUUACAGAUAAAUAUCCAUAACUCUUUAAACCAGAUAUUGUUACCUUAGAAAAUGCCAAAUGGGUUUAUACACAUUUAGUUACAAGAUGUUUUGGUAAAUAUUUAGCUUAUGUAACAAUGGUACCAUUUUGUGAAUUAUUUAAUCAUGAAUGUACAGAUGUAUUCUAUGAUUUUGAAUACAAUGCUGAUAAUCCUCAUAAAAGUGAAGAGAGUGAAUAAACUUAAGUUAAAGAAUUAAAAGAAGAUGAAGAAUUAUCAGUUACAUCUUCUGAAGGUUCAUAUAAUUCUGAAGAUGAAAUUAGUGAUUCAGAAUAUAUAACAGAUACAUAUGAAUAAUUUAAAGAAUUUAGUUUUGAUGAUUUUAGUGAAUAAUCUACUUAAAAGUUUUAUGAAGAAUUUAGCAAGACAUUUGAUAUUAAACAAUAAGAAAAUGAAGAAGAAGAAGAAUUUAAUAAAAGAAUUAAAGAAUUAUAAGAUCAAUAAAUUAAAAUGAGAAAAGAUUUUAAUAUUAAAUUAAAUCUUUAGAGAGAAGUAUUUCUAUUAUCUAGAGAUUGUAAGACAUAUAUAUUUUAAAAUAUUGAUUAUGGAGAUAAUUAUUCUAUAUUUUUUAUUGGAUAGAUGUUUGCUAAAUUAGAUAAAUCAAUCUAAGAAUAUAUUAAUGGAGGAAAGGCUUAUUUUAUGGCUAGAGAAGAUGUUAAAAGAAUCUAAUUAACUUGUAAUACAUAUAGAAAUAAUUUAUAUGCUUUUUAAAAAGAUAUUAUGAAAAAACCAAUUUAUUAAACAAGUUAUUUCUAACAAAAAAGAUCUAAAAAUCAAAAUUAACCAUAAGAAACUGUUGAUUCUAUUUUAUCUUAACCUUUAGAUCCAGAAUGUGAAUAUUAUAAAUAAGUUUGGGAGAAAGAUAAAUUUGAUAAAUUUGUGAUGAAAGCAUCUAGUAAAGAUCAAUUUGAAUAAGGAGCUUAAGUUUAUUUUUGUUAUGGUAGAUUAUCUAAUAGAAUGAUGCUUAUGAGAUAUGGAAUGUCAUUAGAAUAUAAUAAAUAUGAUCAUGUACAUUUAAGAAUAGAAUAUUUGAAAUAUUUAUAAAGUAAUGAAGCUAUAUGGUUAGUUCAUAAAUAUCAAUUAAGUAAAUACAAAAGAUUCAAAUUAAAACAUACUACUUUUCCUUUAGAUUUUAUAGUAUUUUGUAAAUCAAUAUAUUGGUAAUGAUAUUUAUAAAUACUUAGGACAUUUAAUGUACAUUCUUUGGAUUCAUUUUUUAAGAUUUAAGAUCUAAAAUUAGAAAGAAAAGCAUUAUAAUUAGCAUUAGAGAUUUUAAUUGAAGAAAUUUCAAAAUUUUCAGAUAAAUUAGAAGAAAAUGAAAAAUUAUUGUAUGAUAAAACAUUAGGAUAUCAUGAAUAUUUUGCAGUAAUUUAUAGAUUAGAAAGAUAAAGAAUUUAUCAUCAUAAUAUUAAGUAAUUUUAUUAUAUUAAACAUAGUUUAAUAAAAAUUUGUAUUGUUGUUAUUGAUAGAAUGCUAGAUGGAAUACCAUUUGAUUAAGCCACUGAAAAAACAUAAUUUGAUUUCGAUUAUUGUGAAACUAAUCGUAUAAUCUUAAAGAAAUAUUUUGAACAGAUGAGAUAUGCUCUUUAUUUACCUAAAUGA